AGCUUGGCUCCAAAGCCACGGCCGUGCCGUAACGAGCCAUAGAGGGACGCCUGGCGGCGUGAUGGAGGCUGCAAAGCUCGUCUCAGCUCCGUCCCAGGCAGGCAGCGAGCUGAACACGUCAGUGGGCGGCACCUCGCAACACAGCCUGGAGCGCCGUGUCGCGUGGCUGGAAGAGGAUGUGGCAGUGAUCCACCGGCGUGUGAAGGUGGAGUGCGCCGACACAGGCGGCAUCGCGGGGGAUCCGGGCCUGCGAGCUCUGGUGGCGCGGCUGGAUGGAGAGCUGGCACAGGAGCGACGUGCCCGUGAACUGCUGGAGGUCCGGAUGUCCUCCCUGGAGGAGGCGUUAAAGCGAGAGCACUCCGAGCGCGAGGCCAACAUGAAGUCCUUCUCACAGGACUUAGAGUCAACGAUGCGAGGUCUGAUUGGUCGCAUAGACGAUGGCCUGUCUUCUGGAGCAGCAUCAAUGCGUGACCGCACAGACCAGACUGAGGUCCGCCUUCGCAGCCUCAUCAAGCGCGUGGACGAAGGCCUCACGGCUGGGGCGGCAGCUUUGCAGGACAGCUUGAGUCAGAGUGCCAACGGGGCCGAGAAGCUCCCGGAGCGCUCAGUUGGCCGAGAUCGCUCCGCUGCCCCCCGGGGCUCCGUAUCGCCGGUGACGCAGCAGCAACAGCAGCAGCAGCACACGCAGCUGCAGCAUCAGCAGCAGCAGCAGCAGCCCCAACUGCAGCAUCAGCAGCAUCAUCAGCACCAGCAGCACUCGCAGCACCAGGUUAUGCGCCAGGCGGCGUAUGGCAUGAGCCGGCAACGCUCGCCGCAAACGAGUCAGGCGCCUUCACAUGCGCGAUCCCCGCUGCACACGCCCUCCGCUGCAUUCCCUUGCUCCUUGCAGGUGCCAGGCACCGGGCUCAAUGCACCGGGUUUGGGCUAUCCUCGGCAGGCUCCCACAGGCAGAGUACCCAUGGGAUGGGCACCCUCACGCUGAGCCGCGCGCCCGCCCAGGUGAGCACCUGCACAUCGCUGGACCUGAGAGUGUCUCAACGCGCUUGGUCGCGUGAAGCAGCCAUCUCAACUGCC
Molecule: messenger RNA, 1074 nt
Organism: Effrenium voratum
Lineage: Eukaryota; Dinophyceae; Suessiales; Symbiodiniaceae
Source: the annotation of a GenBank genome assembly